Messenger RNA from Sceloporus undulatus (fence lizard), 3457 nucleotides. It is a transcript of the gene ADRB2, whose product is annotated as adrenoceptor beta 2. The transcript is spliced from 3 exons. The coding region runs from base 189 to 1610 and encodes 473 amino acids. Gene Ontology annotation, molecular function: beta2-adrenergic receptor activity; norepinephrine binding. NCBI's taxonomy places the organism in Eukaryota, Metazoa, Chordata, Lepidosauria, Squamata, Phrynosomatidae. Gene Ontology annotation, biological process: adenylate cyclase-activating adrenergic receptor signaling pathway; norepinephrine-epinephrine-mediated vasodilation involved in regulation of systemic arterial blood pressure; negative regulation of smooth muscle contraction. Gene Ontology annotation, cellular component: membrane. The record is from RefSeq and is a predicted model, not a curated record.
GGCUCUUCGGACUGGAGGGGUGCAGACCCAGCUGCAGGCUGCAUGAGGCAGAGGAGGAGCAGCCGCCCCGUCCAGGGAGUGCCUGCCUGCCUGCCUGCCUUCCCUCCCAGCCUCCCAGAGGAGAGGGGAGCUGAGCCUGCCCAGUUUAGCCUGCUGUAGGCGCCGUCGGGGGUCUUCCCUAGGCCGCUAUGGAAAGGGCCACCUCCCCAGCCAGCUCCCUCCUGCUGCAGCCCUUAGCUUUGGAGGCCAACCAGAGCAGCAGCGACAGCAGGGCCUUGGAGGAGAGCUGGGUGGUGGGCAUGGGCAUCCUGAUGUCCCUGAUUGUGCUGGCCAUCGUCUUUGGCAACGUCCUGGUCAUCACUGCCAUCGCCAAGUUCCAGCGGCUCCAAACGGUCACCAACUAUUUCAUCACCUCCUUGGCCUGCGCCGACCUCCUGAUGGGCCUCGGGGUGAUCCCCUUUGGCGCCAGCCACAUCAUCCAGCGCACCUGGAGCUUUGGCAACUCCUGGUGCAACAUCUGGACCUCCAUUGACGUCCUCUGCGUCACGGCCAGCAUUGAGACCCUCUGUGUCAUCGCCGUGGACCGCUACUUCGCCAUAACUUCCCCGUUCAAGUACCAGAGCCACUUGACCAAGAAUAAAGCCAGGGUGGUCAUCUUGUUGGUCUGGGUCAUCUCCAUCCUGACCUCCUUCUUGCCCAUCCAGAUGGACUGGUACAAAGCCGACACCUUGGAGGCCAAGGAGUGCUACGGCAAUGAGAGCUGCUGUGACUUCUUCAUCAACGGCGAGUACGCCAUCAUUUCUUCCAUCAUCUCCUUCUACCUGCCACUGGUGGUCAUGGUGUUUGUCUAUGCCAGGGUCUUCCAGGUCGCCCAGCAGCAGCUUAAGAAGAUAGACAAGUGUGAGGGCCGCUUCCACCAGCAGAGCUCCCAACAGGAACAAAAUGUGGGCAGAGCAGGUCUCAGGAGGGCCUCCAAGUUUUGCUUGAAGGAACACAAAGCUCUCAAAACCCUGGGCAUUAUCAUGGGCACCUUCACCUUGUGUUGGCUUCCAUUCUUCAUUGUCCACUUUGUGCAUGCCAUCAAUGAAAACGUGAUCCCCAAAUUCCUCUAUGUUCUCUUGAACUGGCUGGGAUAUGUCAAUUCAGCCUUCAACCCCUUAAUUUACUGCCGGAGCCCAGACUUCAGGUAUGCUUUCCAGGAGAUCCUCUGCUUCCGGAGGUCUGCUCUGAAAAUGUACGUCAAUGGAUAUUCCAAUAGCAAUGGGAAAAGUGACUUCAAUGGGGAUCACAAUGGCUAUCAUGUGGGACGAGAAAAGGCCUGUGAAUUGCUGUGUGAAGAAGGAUGCCCCCCUACUGGGGAAGAGUUUUUGCAUUGCAAAGGUGUUUUUUUUUCAGUGAAGCAAGAGCAUUUUGUUUUCUCAAGUGAAAGCCCUACCCUGAAGAAAACAUUGUUGAGAUUCCUGGGUGUCCUGGAAUGGUUGAAAGUUGAAUGGGCAAAGCUGUCCUCCUCAUCAUUUGCAACUUGCCAGAAGCUUGCGGAGAGUCAAGUUCAAGCUCAGCUAUACUUCUGUCAGAAUGGGAAAAUGAUACAUUCCUUUCUGAAGGGAUAAAAGAAAGGGCGGCAAGUACGCCGAGACAGCAGGCUGUGGUGCAUGUGGGAGUCUGCAGUGAAUGAACCAUGCCAGGGACCCAGCUAUGAAAAACAGAAUUCAUUCUGUGAAACUACUGUUUGAGAUUAUAUUGGUGGAGUCUAUGCAGUUCAGGAAUGAAAGAUGUUCUUAGAGCUGAACAAUAUGAGUUUCCAAUGCCAAGGGAAGAGUUAGCACAGUCUUUCUCACGUACACUGUCUCCAGAGGAUGUAAGGAGCUGGAAAAAGACUGGGAAUACAUUUCCCCCUAUUAGUGUUAGUCCACUAAUAGAAGGGACACUAAACAUCAGGCUUCCUGGUGAAGCCAGCAGAUUGGCCAGAUUGGGACUGGAUCUCAAUGCAGACCUUUUCGCAUUCAGAUGUUAAAAGAAAUCUGGAAAGGAUACACAAAGAAACAGUAUUAAAACCAGUUUAGGUUCACAAUGUGUUUUCAAAAUCAUUUUCUGAUCCUUAAGUUUUUGGCCAAUUUUUCCAAAACAAAGGCACCCGCUCCCAUAGAGACAAAAAGGAAUCAUCACCCUACAAUAGGAUUUUAAAUCCUUAUUCAGUAUUUAUCUAAUUUUGAAAAACCCAUGUUUCCUCAGUAUUUACUAGCUUAGCUUUUCCGACACAGUUUGUUCUGAUAUUUUUUAUACAAUUUCAUUUAAGUUAAGAUUGCAAGGUCAGAAUUUGGAGGCAGCUUCUCAAUUUCUCACUUUCUCCUCCUCCUUCUACAUUUAAAGCAACUAAACAUCAUUCAUAUACAUUUCUUGAAGCAGGUUUUCUUGCAUGACCCUAACGUAUCAUAGAUAACUGAACUCUUUCUCUGCCUUACUGAGACAUCUUGACUUAUUUAUUCAGCUCAUUUCAGGUGCUGCUGCCGAAUAAUACCCCUUGUUAGUUUGCCAGGAUAAAGUUUGGUCAUUCAGAUCUUUUUAAGAAGGCAAAUGAAUCCAGGUGGGGCAUCUGGGAGGGACAGACAAAUGCUGAGGGUUAUGUGAGGAAUUUGGAGUGGAUUGGCUCAGGUUUGGGGAAAAUCUUCAGAGUUGUGGUUUUAUAGCAAACCUGCAUUCCUGAUCCAUUAAAGAUUGAAGCAUUUAAAAUAUUGCUUUCUUUUGGGAUCUUCCCCCCCGCCCCACCAGCCUAGAAAUUAAUAUUGAGCUUUAAAAUGCAGAAGAAAAGGCCUUAUUGUAUGGAGGACUUUAUCCUGUAAGACAUGAAGGAUGCCUGGAGCUCCCCCCUGAAUUAUGAAGACUUCUAAUGUAUAUCUUGUUCCAAAUGUUCUAUGUGAUGGGAUUCAGCAUUGCCUAAAAUCAAAGAUUUUCAGUUUCCACCAUUUAUGGCUACAAAAAAGGAGAAUUAUGGCAUCUCCACACCAAGAAAAUUCAUCUGUCAGCAGAGAUGCUGGUGUUCUUGCUAUUCAGGACAAGAAAUGAUUGUAUUGCUGCUUGCUGUUGUGGACUGUGCACAUGCAUAAACCUCUGUCCUUGGACAGUUUUUGAUUCCUGGAUUUCUCAUGUAUUGUGGUGGGUGGGUUGGAGGGAGCAAAAGAAAGGUUUCAGGACUCUGUGAGGCAUGUCUGCUGUGAAAUCAAGGCAUGUCUGGCUUCCAUCAGGGCUACUCUAUAGUUGGGACUGUUAUUUAUUUAUUUAUUUAUAUGAUGAAGAUGAUGGUUGAUGAUGGUAACAACAAUCACGAGGAUGUAAUAGGAAGCUGUAGUUUCUUUGUCUGGUCUUCUAACCUUCCUUUCCAAGGGGGAGACAGCAACAAACCUCCCUCAGCCCAGAACCACCGAUUCCACCAAAAUAAAAUUGAGACUCUGUUGGUUGA